Molecule: messenger RNA, 2492 nt
Organism: Onychostoma macrolepis
Lineage: Eukaryota; Metazoa; Chordata; Actinopteri; Cypriniformes; Cyprinidae
Gene: chordc1a
Product: cysteine and histidine-rich domain (CHORD) containing 1a
Exons: 11
Coding region: 321-1361 (346 amino acids)
Source: RefSeq, a predicted model, not a curated record
GAACACCAAACAAUAAUUUAUAUUACACCGAAUGAUGACAAAGAAAAACUUUAACAGCCGUUACAUUGAAAAAUGCACAGUUAAUUGUAAAAAUAAUAAAUACACUUAUAUAACAUCUACUUCAUUCUCACUGCCGUUCUUCUCGCUCAUUUCUGUUCCUGCGGUCGCGUGUCGGAAAAGUUCGCGAAUCUUCCCGAACGCCUCGCGCGAGUUUCCGGCGGAGGAGAGAUCCAGCGCCUAACGAAGUGCAAUUAAUAUCAUAAAAAGAUAAGAGUUAUUAAGGCUUGUGAAUACUUGAUUUGUGUCGUGAAGUGUCCGCGAUGUCCGUGUUGUGUUAUAAUAAAGGCUGCGGGCAGCGGUUUGAUCCAGAAAGCAAUCCUGAAGAUGCGUGUACAUACCAUCCAGGAGUUCCUGUGUUCCAUGAUGCUCUGAAGGGUUGGUCGUGUUGUAAGAGACGGACGACAGACUUCUCGGAUUUUCUCAGUAUUGCGGGCUGCACUAAAGGACCUCAUAACAGUGAGAAGCCGCUGGAGCCCGUGAAACCGGACGUGAAGGUCUCUGGAGAGAAGAAAGAGCUGGAGGAUCUCAAACCCAGGUUUAAUGAGUACGUCAUCCAGGCGCCCAAACCGCUGGAGUCCAUACAGAGACCCAGCUCUGAUGAGCCGCUGGUGGAGCUGCGGAGGAAAGUGGCUCCGUCUCUCAGUCAGGCGCUCCAGAAGCUGGCACUCGAAGGCGCUGAUCAACCUGAAGAACAAGACGAGGAAGGAGCUGAAGUCAAAAUUGGGACGACGUGUAAAAAUGGAGGCUGCUUGAAGACAUACAACGGACCAAAGACCGAUGAGGAGAUGUGUUUAAAUCAUCCUGGGGUGCCCAUCUUCCACGAAGGGAUGAAGUACUGGAGCUGCUGUAAGAGGAAGACGUCAGAUUUUAACUCCUUCCUGUCUCAGGAGGGCUGUAAUAAAGGAUCACACCAGUGGAGGAAAGACACGGGAAAGAAAGUGGCUCCAUGUAGAUUUGAUUGGCAUCAGACAGGAAGUCAGGUGACCAUGUCCAUCUAUGCAAAGAACUCAAACCCUGAGCUCUGUUCUGUGGAAGCGAACAGCACCUCGCUGAAAAUACAUCUAAACUUUGAGGGAGACAAAGAAUUUGAGCUGAAGAUGAAUCUGUGGGGCGUAAUUGACAUCAGUAAGAGUGUAGUGAACAUGAUGGCUGCUAAAGUGGAGGUAGUCAUGAAGAAGGCGGAGCCUAUGACCUGGGCCCGGCUGGACCUGCCGCCUCCAAAGCCUGAACCGACCAAUGAGAAGACAGAGAGUCAAGACGGAGAGAGAGUGAUUAUUGAUGAGCCAGACGGCCGUGAUUAAGUGCUCAGACUCUGACAGACAGCAGAUCAGUGAUGAAACCUGCAGGUCUGUGCCACCAUACAGUCACCACCCACUGUUCAACUGGAAAACCAAAAGAGAUUAUUUAUUUAAUUGGAGUUCAUAAAAAUCAUAAUGUGGAUUCAUGUCGGAUGAACACAACAGUAGACUAUUUAAUUUGAUGUGAAUGAAAAGCUGUGAGUGAUGGAAGUGCAUUUAAACAAUCCUACAUUAUUAUUAUUAUUAAGUUAUCAAUGGUAAAAAUGUAGUAAAUUAGUUGUCUUUAACUGUUGAAGCCAAUGACGUUUAUUUUUAUAUGGCAUCACAGCAGUCAACUUGUAAUUGAUAAUUUUACAAUUUGGUUUCACUCAUCAGAAAUUUUUUUCUGCAUCUUUUUGUCCACUGUAAACUUGCACAAUUGCAUAUUUCAUUGGGUGAACAAUUGAUAACCAUAACAGUCUCUCACAGCCUUGUUUUCAUUGGCGUCAGAUUUAAUGUGGCAUCAAUUCUUACUGAAGUCUUUCUUAAACAGUUUCACUUAUUAACUGUCAGCAUGGCAAUUAAACUGACUUGAUCCAUCAAUUCUUGCUUUUCUACUGUAAAGUCGGAUAUAAUUUCUGUGGUUUUUUUACUUGAAGUACCAUCAUUAUUAGUUGAGAAUUUGGUUUAGACUCGUUUUCUCUGUCUUGCUGUCUGUAAUGUGGUUAAUUCCUCUAAUACUGAGUGCCGUCAGCAUUUACACAAGCAGAUAUUGGCCUACUUCUUUUUUUUGUUGGCUUUUUCCAUUCCAUGUCUGAUGAUUCACAGCCAUCUGAUUUCUCAUAAUUUCCUGUCAUGCACUUUCACCUACAAUUUCGCUCCUGUUGUGGGCUGGAAACCUUCAUCUGUGUUGUCCUGAAUGUAGAGACUAGAAAAUAAUCCGUCCAUAAACACAUGCUGUGUAGACUUACUCAGGUUUGGUUCAACUCCAACUAGAAAAAGCGCAGUAAAUCUCAGAAAACUGUGUAUUUGCAUCUGAAUAUAUCUUUUAUGACACUGUCUCAUGUUACUGUAAACAUUAAAUUACUGUACUUUUACUCUCAAAUUUGUCUUUCUGUCUGAUCAUUCAAUCUAAUUUCAGGUCUUUUUUUUUUU